Messenger RNA from Megalopta genalis, 2799 nucleotides. RefSeq lists its product as uncharacterized. Lineage: Eukaryota; Metazoa; Arthropoda; Insecta; Hymenoptera; Halictidae. The record is from RefSeq and is a predicted model, not a curated record. Gene Ontology annotation, biological process: signal transduction.
CAAUGAAAUGUAUAAUACCUGAUACAUAAUACCGGUCGCCGGCACAAGUGACAGGUAUUCAGGCAUGCACAUCAGAGAAGUGUUCUGCUUUGUCAAUUGUUUACUGUUAAUAAUUAAUGAGUACUUACCAGUCUUCCCAUUUACAGGAAUGUAAAGUGGAUAUCAAUUUUGGAAAAUGGCACAAGUGCAGAGGAUGUUGCAUCCAUGGAACCUUUUACUUCUUAUUUUAAUUCAGUUUUUGAUACAAUUCUUCACAUCUAUUUAUCUUUAUACUUAUGUGGCUCGUGUGGAGACUGAUGUCAAUAAUAUAAGAACUCAGGAGAUUUUAGAACCACAGAAACUGAUGCGCCGAAAACGGAAUAGUGCAUUGCCUGUAACAGAGGAUAACAAAGUUUCAGACACAUCCAGAGACAUGUUAAAAGAGUCCAAGAAAGUCACUUCUCCUCCCAUGGCAGUGUCUGGCCUGGCAUCUUCUCCAAUCACUCCCAUGGGACACGAUUGGGUGUGGCUAAAUGCAGACACUCGUGUCCAGGUUGAUGCCAUUGAGAAUUUUUGUCGAGCUUCAAUGAAAUACUGUCCACCAGGACUACCGGGAGCACCAGGAAGCCCAGGAGCACCUGGUGUGCCAGGUCUUCCAGGAAUGCAAGGAAUGACUGGUCCAAAGGGACCACCUGGUUUAACUGGUCCUCCAGGUCCUCGUGGAAUGAAAGGUGAUGUAGGACCACCAGGUUUCGAUGGUAGAGAUGGAGUUCCAGGUGAACCAGGUCUUGAUGGGAUUCCUGGACGCAGUGGCUUAGACGGAAUUCCAGGGAUAAAUGGUAAACCAGGGCUGAAUGGAUCUCCUGGGCGACCUGGUCGAAAUGGCACAGAUGGAAGGCCAGGUCAAAUAGGACCACAGGGACCACCUGGACAGCGUGGCGAUAUGGGUCCACCUGGUAGAUCAGGCUUGCCAGGUCAAGAUGGCAAGCCAGGGAUAACAGCCUGGAAGGUGAACAUGAAUGACUAUAAUCUAAACGAUCUGUUAAUUCCUCCUUCGAUUUUAGAUGAUAGAAUGUUACCAGCGAACAUGAACUCUACAAGACUGAUUUCAGUUAAUGAAGGGACCAACACACGAUUAAAAUGCGCAGCUAGCGGAAAGCCCGAGCCUGUUAUCCAAUGGUUUAGAACCGACGGUAGUGUUAUACCCGUAGGAUAUUGGCAUGUGCCUUCCAUUAUUGGACACACGUUUAACAUCAGCGUAGUGAACAGAGAACACAUGGGAGAGUACACCUGUGUAGCUGACAAUGGAAUCCCUCCUCGGGCAGUGAAGAGGUUUAAACUUGAGGUCAAGUUUCCGCCAUUCAUUCGAAUACGAAACCAAAUAAUCCAUGUACGAAGCCAAAGUACAGCGACUCUAGAAUGUGAAGUCGAAGCAUAUCCGGAACCCAGUUUUUAUUGGGAACGUGACGAUGGUCGUCGCCUAAGAAUGUCUGACAAAUAUAAAAUAGAGGUUUACGAUAAGAAAGAUAUUUAUAAGCACAAAAUGCGAUUGAAAAUUACUAAAAUAACUUUGGCGGACCAUGGUACCUACCAUUGUGUUGCCAAGAACGAUAUUGAUACUACCAAGGGCUCGUUCAUAGUCAAUGAUGAUAUAAAGAAUAUAGACAAAUUAAAGACUGGGAAACAUGUUAUCUAUGGGGAUCCAGCACCACGACACGUUGAUUUGGAGGAACUCUGUACACCGCGCGAGACUUGUGCAGCUUGCCCAGUUUUAAGAUGCACUUUUACAGAUGUUGCAGAAUAUUUGAAUGUUCAGCCACUUAGGAGCGUCAACUUUACAGGACUUCCUCCACGAUUGGCAGAUGGGGUAAUAGAAGCUUUAGGUAAGCCAGUUCUGAAAGGCACAAUGGAUGAUCAUUAUGGAAGUUGGAUGCAUGAUGCAUCUUCGAGAUUGGAUGGUUUUUCCGAUAAACUUUGGGUUACUAGAAAGAAUGAUACCGCUUUCAUUUUUGAGUACAAAUCGAAAGAUCAUUUUAAAAAUGGUAGUUCGUAUCCCAUUCCAUUGCCCUAUCCGUUUCAGGGAAAUGGGCAUAUAGUAUACAACAGAUCAUUCUUCUACAAUCCCAUAAAUCGGUCUUCCAUUUUUCGCUACAAACUCCAUUCGAUUUCUGAUCAUAUAUGCGACAAAGAGUUCCCACGAUGUGAACUUCAUCUUCCAGGAUUGCUAGUGAACACGAGAAACUAUCUCUACACACCUAAUCACAAUUUUAAUUACGUUGACUUUAAUGUUGACGAAAAUGGCUUAUGGAUAAUAUAUGGAUUACCAUCGAAUAACACAGUUGUGGUAAAAAUGGAUGCAAAUACUAUGAACAUUCAAUAUGCAUGGAAUAUUAGUAUCGAUCACCAUAAAUUUGGAGAAAUGUUUAUUGCUGGUGGAGUACUUUAUGCUGUUCAUAGUGUCACUGAAGAAACCAUGAAAAUAAGAUUAGCUUUCGAUCUUUAUAAAAAUAUUACCAUGCCCGUUCAUUUAUCGUUUACGAAUCCUUAUCAUAAAACUACAGCCGUUAGUUACAAUCACAAAACGAAGGAACUUUACACUUGGAAUAAAGGAAAUCAACUGGCCUACCCUAUAAAAUAUCAAGGUUUCGCGAAUGUAACUGCAAAAGAAGAACUGAGGAACAUAGAAACUGGCAUUUGAAAUUCCAGCCGAACUGGUUCUAUACGGUUUACAAAGUAUAUGUAUAUACACUUCGAAUUUUCAUUAAUAUAUGUACAAAAGAGAGACAAUAAGAGAAAACAUCUUUUGGCCUCUUUCAAAUA